Molecule: messenger RNA, 1117 nt
Organism: [Torrubiella] hemipterigena
Lineage: Eukaryota; Fungi; Ascomycota; Sordariomycetes; Hypocreales; Clavicipitaceae
Source: the annotation of a GenBank genome assembly
GGCGGCCCUGCUUCCGGCGAGCGGAGGACAAUACCGAAUGACGCAAGUCUCCUUUUUCCCUCUUCUGCAAAUCACCACACAUAUAUAUAAGCAACGAUGGUCAAAAAGUUUGCAGAUGUCCAGCCGGGCGGAAGUCUGAUUCUCGCCUGGCAGGUGAAAGACAAAAAUGUCCUCGUUGUCGGCGGAGGCGAGGUCGCCGCAGGACGAAUUCUCAACUGCCUGAAUGCGGAUGCAAAGGUUACAGUAGUAUGCCCAAAGUCGGGGCUCAAUCCAGAGGUCGCCUACCGCCUCGCCGAGAAGCAAAUAACACACAUCGAUCGACUCUUCGAACCGACCGACCUCGAUACUGCCGACAUGGUCAUGGUGGCCGUUGACGACCCUGCCGCUUCCACUGCGAUUUGGAAGCUGUGCAAAGAAAAGAGAAUCCCCGCCAAUAUUGCCGAUGUACCGCCAGAGUGCGACUUCUACUUUGGCAGCGUGCAUCGUGAUGGCCCGCUGCAAAUCAUGGUCAGCACCAACGGCAAGGGGCCUAGACUAGCUGCGUCGAUUCGCAAACUGAUUGCUGGACGGCUGCCCAAGAAUGUUGGCAACGCCAUUGAAUCGGUAGGCGAGCUACGAAAGAGACUUCGUAAAGUGGCUCCCAAGGCGGAGGAAGGGCCUCAGCGCAUGAAAUGGAUGUCCAAGGUCAGCGAUACGUAUACAUGGGAACAAAUGUGUGAAAUGACUGAAGAAGAUAUGGAAAACCUAUUAUUGUUCUACCCUGCGAACAAGGUUCCCAACUUUUCCAUCCUGGUGGCUCUCCGUGGCGGCCAGACGGUUCAGGACCUGGACGUCUUCCAAGGGCAGUUUGGUUUCAGCGUCGGCGUAUAGAGUUCUUUGGGCAGCUUCAUUUGGUUUGGCGUUUCAGACUGUGCUUUAUUAUGUAGACUAGAACAAGAAUGUACAAUACGGAGUCGUCCUAGCGAUGCUAGAGUGGCUAGCUACGGGCAGGCCUCGACAGUCAAUAACAAGUCGAAUAUUGAAUACAUGUAUACGUAUAGAGUAUUUACAAACGUAAAUCACUUACUAUAAAACUCAUAUCAUUUAUAUUCUGUCUCGUAGGCUGCUGGUGUCCCGC